Pseudophryne corroboree (corroboree frog) is the source of this 1551-nucleotide messenger RNA. Its product is annotated as protein DGCR6-like. The transcript is spliced from 5 exons. NCBI's taxonomy places the organism in Eukaryota, Metazoa, Chordata, Amphibia, Anura, Myobatrachidae. Bases 130 to 726 code for a protein of 198 amino acids. The record is from RefSeq and is a predicted model, not a curated record.
UGCGCUGCAGAAAUUAGGUGACGUCACGCUGAUUCCGGCUGUGGUGAUCACAUGAUCCGCAGAGCUUUCUCACGUGAUUGGGAUGCUAGCUGAUGGUAGUCUCUCCGGCGGCGGCGGCGCUAGCACAGAAUGGCCGGGUACCUGGGGAUGUACGAGGCGUCGAGUGACAUAACGCAGCAGCAGGAGCGGCACUACUACCUGCUGUCCGAGCUGCAGGCCCUGGUGAAAGAUCUACCCAGCUCCUGCCAGCAGCGUAUGUCGCACGCCAUUCUCAGUGAUUUGGCCCUGGCGCUCAUUGAUGGCACAGUUUUUGAAAUUGUUCAAGGUUUGUUGGAAAUCCAGCACCUGACAGAAAAAAACCUCUACAACCAGCGUGUAAAGCUACAAGCAGAACACAGAGCAUUGAAACAGGAUCUCCUCAGGAGGCACAAAGAUGCUCAGCAGUCAUGCAAAGCACACAAUGUACCUGUACUCAGAACCAGCCAGCAGAGGGAGCUAGAAACUCUGGAACAGAGAAUCAGAGAAGAACAAAGGAUGAUGGAUGAAAAAAUAGUCCUGGAACUAGACCAGAAAGUUAUAGACCAGCAGAGCACCUUAGAAAAAGCAGGUGUUUCUGGGUUCUAUAUCACAACCAAUCCGCAGGAGCUGACGUUACAGAUGAAUUUAUUGGAACUAAUCCGCAAGUUACAACAGAAGGAGUCUACUACAAACAAAAUGUUUUCGUAAUGCACUUUCGUAGUUUUAACAUUGAUAUUUUUUAUUUUUCCUUUUUUCUUUUUUUUUUAAAUAGUGGAACAAACUUCAAUCCCCUUAUACUGUGAAAACCAGUCCAAAGAUGUGAUUUUUAUGACACAUUCUUCUGUACAGUUUUCUUUGAGUUGUUUAUUUUCUUGUUCUUGCUGUAAACAUGAAGCCAGUGUUUCCAUGCAGGAAGAGACUGGAUAUAGUUAGCAACUGCUAUUGGGACAAAUGUAUUUAUUGCAGAUUAUUGUUCUUAUCUCUGAAGGCAGGGUGUGCUGUCUGUUGAUAUGGGCACCGGUGGGUGGUGCAGGUACUGGUAAACCUGCCCAAAACCCAGCCUCAUCUCCUCUUGCAGCAGCCAUGAUGGGGUGUGGUAGGCAGUGGUAAGCCUGCCCAGAACCCAGCCUCCUCUCCUCCUCGGCAGCUGUGACUGGAUGAGGUGGGCAGUGCAGAUAAGUGGGGCGGACCGAGGUGGUCUUGGUUAACUCUUUCUGGCCUGGGUUCACCCUGCGGCAUAAGGACCCCUGCCCACCGAGUGCAAAAGGAUGCGGUGUGAAUUUGACACCCCUGAUGUAGAUGAUUGCCACUAAUCAACUUCUGGAGAGAAAAGUGCUGAAGCUUUCAUUUAGCAUUUAGCUUCCAUGUUAGGAGCGCUGUAGUCUUGUUGAAAAUCAUUGGUGUCUCAUACAUAGUGUUUAUUGUAGGUGGUUAGAAAUGUUUUCAAAUCAUUACUGGUUCUUCUAACCUUUUCAUGAGGGUACACAAAAUAGACCUAUCCUGACACUCAAAAUUAAAGAUUUUUGCAUUAAA